Molecule: messenger RNA, 516 nt
Organism: Lathyrus sativus (Indian pea)
Lineage: Eukaryota; Viridiplantae; Streptophyta; Magnoliopsida; Fabales; Fabaceae
Source: the annotation of a GenBank genome assembly
AUGAAAGAUCACAAUACCCGGUGUAUUAAAGUUGAAGACAUGGAAGCUCCAGUAUUUAAGGCAUUGCUUCAUUUUAUAUACUGGGACUCACUGCCUGACAUGCAAGAGCUUACCGGUAUGAACACAAAAUGGGCAACAACCUUGAUGGCCCAACAUCUUCUAGCGGCUGCUGAUCGGUAUGCCUUAGAGAGGCUCAGGCUUAUCUGUGAAGCGAGUCUAUGUGAAGAUGUUGCCAUAAAUACCGUGGCAACGACUUUAGCCUUGGCAGAGCAGCACCACUGUUUCCAGCUGAAAGCAGUCUGUCUCAAGUUUAUUGCUACCUCCGAAAAUCUCAGAGCUGUGAUGCAAACUGAUGGAUUUGAGUACUUGAAGGAAAGUUGCCCGCCUGUUCUGACUGAGCUAUUGGAGUACGUGGCUAGAUUUACCGAGCAUUCGGACUUUAUGUGCAAGCAUAGGAAUGAAGCAAUACUUGAUGGCAGUGACAUAAAUGGGAGGCGGGUGAAGCAAAGGCUUUAG